Molecule: messenger RNA, 845 nt
Organism: Photinus pyralis (common eastern firefly)
Lineage: Eukaryota; Metazoa; Arthropoda; Insecta; Coleoptera; Lampyridae
Exons: 3
Coding region: 96-794 (232 amino acids)
Biological process (GO): sensory perception of smell
Molecular function (GO): odorant binding
Source: RefSeq, a predicted model, not a curated record
UACAUAAGAACAAAUUCUAUUCAUUCAGCCAGAUCAAUUGUACCUGUUCCACUAUAAAAAUAGCGAUCGAUACAACCAGGACACAAUUCCGAAAGAUGAAGAGCAUCGCAGUCAUCCUCUGUAUUUGCGCCUUUUCGGGCGUUUACGCGAGUAAAGAAUGGAAGAAAACGAAGGAAGAGUGCGUAAAAGAGUCCGGUGUCGAGAAAGAUUUAUUGAAGUACACUUGGAAAAGCAAGAACGUUACCAGAGAUGACAAACUGAUCGCCUUCUUCAAAUGCGUCAUGGUGAAGCAGGGGUCUCUUACGGAACCAUGCAAUAUUAAUUUAACGUACGUUAAGAACGUAUGCGAGAAAAUGAACACUACAAAUUGCUCGUAUGUAGACACUUGUGAACAGAAGAAAGGAGCCGAUUGCGAGGAGACUGUCUACUUAGUGAGCCAGUGCAUUGUUCCCAACCUUAUGGUAAAUGGUAUAAAAAAUGUUUUCGAGGACUGUAAAAAUAAAACCAAAGCAGAUAAAGAACUGAUUAAAAAAAUGCGCAAGGAAGGUGUCAUUUCAGAUGAUCCAGAAUUCAAGAAAUACUUGGUUUGUGUGGCCGAAGGAUUUAAUGCCUUUGACGACAAUGGAAAUAUCAGCUUACAGCACUUAAAGAAAAUGUGCUCUAUGAAAAAGAUUGAGGACUGUUCAUUCAUAGAGGAAUGUGAGAAGAAGAAGGGAGACAGUAAAGAAGAAACUGCCUAUCUGGCUUUGUCGUGCGCCUAUCCUAAACUUUUCAGUCAAACCAAGAAGGAUUAACACGUGUUGUACAAAACAGAUUUACCUGAAUAAAUUUUCUCUGCAAAUUUG